AAUCUGUGGUUGGCCUCUCUCCGUGUCAUUUGUGGUGCUUGUGUGUGGCACAUGUAUUUUUUAGGAAUAUCUCCUUCAUAGCAGGAUACUAAUUGAAUUUAAAGGAACACACAAAAUAAACAACAUUCAAGAUGCAAGGGCCUGCAGUUUUUAUGGAUAUAUCUCUAGAAGAUCAAGCACUAGAACUGAGGAAAUACUUCAAAAGUCUCGGUGCUGAGAUAGCGGAGGAGAAGUCGCCGAAAGGAAUAGAGGACGACCUGCAUAAAAUUGUGGGAGUUUGUGAUGUUUGUUUCAAGGAGCCAAAUGAAUCGGAAAUUGAAGCUAUCCUGAACAGUAUUGUCUCCAUCAUGGUGUCUAUCCCACUAGAAAGAGGAGAAAAUUUGAUUCUGGCUUUCAGUCAGAGGCUCACAAAAGCACCUGGGCCCAAACUUGGCAUGGUUGUGCUGCAAGCUUUAUGGCGUUUGUACAACAACUUGGAAGCUAAUUCCCCUCUGAGGUAUCAUGUAUACUACCAUGUGAUUGAGCUGGCAGCUCGCGUCGGCUAUGUGCGUGAGGUGUUCACCAGUGUUGAGCAGCUCAAGAAGGAGUUCUCUGGCUGCCCACCCACUAAUGAACAAAUGCAGAAACUCUACAGGCUUCUACAUCAAGUUUUAAAAGAUCAGAACAGUGAAUUGGCAUCAAAAGUGAUGAUUGAACUCCUGGGCACAUACACUGAUGAGAAUGCGUCAUACGCCAGAGAGGAUGCCAUUAAAUGCAUCUCCACUGCUCUGGCCGAUCCCACUACAUUCCUAUUGGAUCCCCUGUUAUCUCUCAAGCCUGUAAGAUUCCUCGAAGGAGAACUUAUUCAUGACCUCCUUACGAUUUUCGUAUCAGAGAAGUUGUCCAGCUAUCAGACAUUCUACCAGAAUCAUAAAGAAUUUGUGCAUUCCCAAGGUCUAGAUCAUGAACAGAAUGUCAAGAAAAUGAGGAUAUUGUCUUUCAUGCAAAUGGCUGAGGUCAACCCUGAACUAACUUAUGAUGAGAUUAUAUCAGAACUGCAAAUUGAAGAGAAGGAUGUUGAAGCUUUCAUCAUUGAAGUCCUGAAGACCCGUUUAGUCCGUGCUCGCAUGGACCAAAACGAGCGUAUAGUUCGCGUUUCGAGCACAAUGCACCGCACUUUCGGCCGCGCGCAGUGGCAGCAACUACGCGACGUGCUGGUCGCGUGGCGCGGCAACGUACACUCGGCGCAUGAAGCUAUGAAGUCAGUCGCCGCUGCACAGAUUGAGUACGCCACGCAAAACCAGAAGGCGUAAUUUAGAACAGAUUGUUUAAAUUCCAACUGUGUGGUGCCUACUUUUGCUUCUCUAUAUAUAUAUAAGAAAUCUUAUAUCUAUGUUGGUUUUACCCAGUUACGAUAUUCUGUUUUAAGAACAUUGACAGAUAGAGCAAUUGUAGGCAUCUUCAUACUAUUUUUUUUCCGAUUCGGUAAAUAAAUGCAAUCCAAUAGUAAUUAAAGAUCUACUCAAUUUGGAACUGUCUUUACAUCUUCAGUGUGGUUACAGUUUAUGUAAACAUCUGCUGUUUGUAGCCAUUUUGUAUUAAUAAACAACUUAAAAUUCCAA
Molecule: messenger RNA, 1601 nt
Organism: Helicoverpa armigera (cotton bollworm)
Lineage: Eukaryota; Metazoa; Arthropoda; Insecta; Lepidoptera; Noctuidae
Gene: eIF3m
Product: eukaryotic translation initiation factor 3 subunit M
Exons: 7
Coding region: 132-1292 (386 amino acids)
Biological process (GO): cytoplasmic translational initiation
Cellular component (GO): eukaryotic translation initiation factor 3 complex; cytoplasm
Molecular function (GO): translation initiation factor activity
Source: RefSeq, a predicted model, not a curated record